Molecule: messenger RNA, 1116 nt
Organism: Didymodactylos carnosus
Lineage: Eukaryota; Metazoa; Rotifera; Eurotatoria; Philodinida; Philodinidae
Source: the annotation of a GenBank genome assembly
AUGGCUUCGUCUACAAGUGACGUUAAACGUACAAUUUUUGUAAAAUGGAAUAAACAAGACUUUUUAUUUGAUUUACUUUUAACUCAAACAGUGUUUGAUUUAAAAUUACUUAUCUAUGAACAAACACGAAUAUUACCCGAUCGACAAAAAUUAAUGGGUUUAAAAAUGAAAACAAGCACCACUGUUGCGCCACUUGAUACAACAUUAAUCAACGAUCUGAAUUUAACAUCAACAACAAAAAUUAUGCUUAUGGGAACACCGGAAGAAUCAAUUCAAGAAUUAAAUACAGUAAAAAAACAAUUAAUAACAACGGUGACAGAAGUCACAACAACACACAUGAAUAAAGUACAGGAUGUCGACAAUGGUGUUGAAGUACCAGACUUGAGUGAAGGUCAAGAUGAAGAAGUAAAUGACACAACAACAGCUGAUCCAGAUCAAAUUCCAUACGAAAAACGCGAUGAAGUACGAGCAAAAAUUCAACGUCGUCUAAAUACUUAUCAAGCAAAGAUAUUAAAUUCACCACGCAUUGGUAAAAAAUUACUUGUGUUAGAUAUUGAUUAUACCCUAUUUGAUCAUCGUAGUGUGGCAGAAACGGGUGCUGAAUUAAUGCGACCAUAUUUACAUGAAUUUUUAACAGAAUCUUAUAAAAAUUACGAUAUUGGCAUUUGGUCAGCAACAAGUUUGAAAUGGAUCGAGUCAAAAAUGAAAUUAUUAGGUGUUGAAGCCAUCUCUCAAUUACGAACUACUUCGACAAUGUAUGAAUAUAAAAUUAUCUUCUAUAUGGAUAGUGGUGCAAUGAUAUCAGUGUACACAAAAGAGUUCGGCCUUCAAGAUGUGAAACCGCUACCUGUAAUUUGGGAAAAAUAUCCCGAUUUAUACACUCAAAAAAAUACGAUUAUGUUUGAUGAUGUUUCACGAAAUUUUUUAUUAAAUCCAUUUAAUGGUUUGAAAAUUCGUCCAUUCAAACGUGCUCAUUUUACUCGAACAACAGAUAGAGAAUUACAAAGGCUAACCACAUACUUGACGAUGAUUGCAAACUAUGAAGAUUUAUCACUGCUGGAUCACAGAAAAUGGGAACAAAUGAUUGAAACAGGAACAUUUAUUAAAAGAAAAUAA